Molecule: messenger RNA, 2097 nt
Organism: Phanerochaete carnosa HHB-10118-sp
Lineage: Eukaryota; Fungi; Basidiomycota; Agaricomycetes; Polyporales; Phanerochaetaceae
Exons: 5
Coding region: 142-1992 (616 amino acids)
Biological process (GO): nucleotide catabolic process
Cellular component (GO): cytosol
Molecular function (GO): hydrolase activity
Source: RefSeq, a predicted model, not a curated record
CUUUGUCAAGAGGAAUCCAAUUUUUUUUCCGUGGACGGCCUUCAGAUCACCCGCGCGUUCGCAUUUAAAUUGACGUAGGCGGCAAACGUGGGAGGACGAAGCCUCCCCCGUCCCCCCUUGGCUCCAGCCCUAACGGCGAUGAUGAGGCUCGCACCAACGUCCUUUGCCCUCCUUACCUUCUGCGCCGCCGCGCUUGCGUGCCCUGGCGAGGAGGGACACGUCCACGCGGAUGCCCAUAAGCGCGAGUUCCCGCAGCUGCCUCUCACACCGCCCACCCGGCCUCUGGUCUGGGGUGAUGUCAACAUCAUCCAUACCACAGACACCCACGGCUGGCUACUCGGCCACCAAAAGCAGUCUUUCCCCGAGCCGAACUACGACGGCGACCUCGGCGACUUCUAUUCGUUCGUUUCGCACAUGAAAGAGAUUGCUCUAGAGAAGGAUGUCGAUCUGCUUCUCGUCGACACUGGCGAUCUCCACGACGGUACCGGCUUGUCGGACGGCUUCCCACCAGGCGGUGUCGAUGGACACGAAACAAACAAGUACAUCGCUAUGCUCCCGUACGACGUCAUGGCGAUCGGGAACCACGAGCUGUACAUCUAUGCCGACACUCUCGACACGCUCCAGAACUUGGUUCCCAAGCUCAACGGCCGCUACCUGUCGUCCAACGUCAACAUUACCAUCGCCGACAAGGACGGCAACCCCGUCAGCGUUCCCGUUGGCGAUCGCUUCGUCAAGUUCAAGACUCGCAAGGGUCGCUCAGUCACAUCGCUUGGUGUUCUGUACGACUUUACCGGCAACGACCACAACACGACUGUGCAGACGGUGCAGGACAUGGUCAAGGAGAGCUGGUUCAGUGAAGCUAUUGCUGAUGAGCCUGACUUUUUCCUCCUUUUGGGACACAUGCCGGUACGAAGGGACAACUGGCCCACUGUGUUCAACGCCGUUCGUGCGGUGCACCCCGAGACGCCCAUCCUCAUCCUUGGUGGACACUCGCACAUCCGUGACUGUGUCCAGCUUGAUGGACGUUCGAUGGCCCUCGAGAGCGGCCGCUACAUGGAGACUAUAGGCUGGAUGAGCGUCGACCUCGACGAGGCGAACAGCAAGCAGAACCUGUCGUUCACCCGCCGCUACCUUGACCAAAACCGGGUCGCCUACGAAUAUCACACGAGCCAGAAGAAUGAGACGUUUGACACGGUGGAAGGCCGCGAGAUCACUGCGGGCCUCGAGCAGCUCUUCAACCAGUUUGACCUCAGCUUCCUCUUCGGCACUGCGCCGCGGGACUACACGCUCAGCCGUGACCCCUACCCGUCCAACGGUUCAGCUCUGAGCCUGUUCGUGCAGGAGGCGCUGCCCGUCGCGCUCGCGAUCAACAACUCGCGUGCGAGCAUCCCCAGCAUAAUCUUCACCAACUCGGGCGAGCUGCGCUUCGACAUCUACGCUGGGCCGUUCGACAAGAACGACCAGCUGACGACGCUGCCCUUCAUGGACUCGUUUCUCUUCAUCCCGAACGUCACCGCCGGCGUCGCGAAUCAGGUGCUGCCCAUGCUCAACGGCGAAGGCGCGGACGAGCGUAAGCGCGCGCUUCGGAGCCUCUACGAGCUUGGCGAGAUGUACGGCCGUGGCAAUGUCGAACGGGUCUACCGCGCGUGGCUCGCGAACAUGGACCGCCGCAGCGGGCCUGAGCGUCGCGCGAUGCAGAACCUGACGCUCGGGUACGUCACGGACGACGCGUGCCCGGGCGUCGGCGACGACGUCCUCCACUCGCCGCUGCCAUUCUUCGACUCGCCCGACUUUAUCGCCUCGAACGCGCCCAACGUAUCCGACGACACACCAAUCGAUCUCGUGUUCAUCAACUUCAUCGAGGACCAGCUCCUCCCCGUGCUCAACAGCAUCCAGACGGAGAAGAACUACACCGACGCGGACGUGAUGUCGUACACGCCCACCCUGGCGAGCGAGGUCUUUGGUUUGUAUGCGCAGGCGGCGUGGAACUAGGGCUGGUAGCGUAGUGUAGAUGUAGUGCUGUCGAUUGUCGCCGCUGCUGCAAUGGGUCAUGCGUUAAUUCGUGAGAAGAAGUCUUGUCUCGAACUUUACGCCUAU